AUGCCGUCUAUGAAAACGGUAUUAAAACGAAAUAAAACCGACCGUGAGUUCUACAAGGGGAUCCUCCGACCGUGCGAUAUUUUUGGUAUACAAUAUCGCCAAUACCGGAUUUAAAUUCGUCGAAAUCGAGCGGAACGUGUACACUGUCUAUGGCACUAUGAUCGAUACCGUUCGCCCACCCCGCGGCAGCCCGUGGACGUAAAAUUCGAUGAUCUCGAUGCGCGUGGUGUCUCGCUGACGGAGUGACACGACGGACCGAUAACUUCCCCCCGAGGAGUAAACGAGUUUUCUAGCGAUUCGUGGAGGAAGUGAACAGAGGGAUGCCACGUAGCAAGCGAAGAGGACCCUCCAGCACAAACCACAAUCAUACUCCCAUUGAUAUGUCAGUAUCUGGGGCACAUGAAGAGAGUUUACCUAGGCAUCCUUCAAAACGGUUAAGACAUACCUCUAGUGCCAGACGAUACACAAAAUCUGAAGAUGUGUCCAACGCGUCGACGUUCUCCCAGAAGCGUUGCAUCACCUGGUUCAGAGAAUACACCUCGCCAGAUGACGCAGACACCCUCGGACCCGAAGGAAUGGAAAAGUUUUGCGAGGAUAUCGGCGUAGAACCUGAGAACGUGGUGAUGCUUGUUCUCGCGUACAGGAUGAACGCACGCCAAAUGGGCUUCUUCGCACUGAACGAAUGGCUCAAGGGCUUUUCGGAGUUGCAGUGCGACUCGAUUAGUAAAAUACAACAGAAGCUCGAAUACCUAAGGAAUCAACUGAACGACCCGUACACGUUUAAGGGAAUCUACAGAUAUGCUUACGAUUUUGCCAGAGACAAAGAUCAGCGUAGCAUGGACAUGGAAACGGCAAGGGUAAUGUUACAACUGCUUUUGGGAAAACAUUGGCCACUAUUUACGCAGUUUGCUCAGUUCCUAGAUCAAUCAAAGUACAAAGUGAUCAAUAAAGAUCAAUGGUGCAACAUAUUAGAAUUUUCACGUACAAUCAAUCAUGACUUAUCUAAUUAUGAUUUGGAUGGAGCGUGGCCAGUAAUGCUCGACGAAUUUGUUGAGUGGUUAAAAAUUCAACGAGGCGAGGGAUCGUCAUCGACAGAAGUUACAGGCAGCUGAAACAUCAUAAGAAUAGUCCAUUGAACUAAGAACAAUUUGUUUCUUUUUACCGUAAGAUUCUGUAAUUAACGAAAUUUCUGUUUAUAAAUAUCAUAAUCUCGCAAUAUUUCAAUUACCACCAUUCAUACUAUUUUUUUUAUUAUUAAAUGAUAGCGAUGUAUUGUAAGUAGCUUAUCUUAAUAAGAUUCACCGUUUCUUCCUAUGUAGAUCUGGCUGAAAAAUUUCAUUUAAUCUGUUUUCUUACUCAUCACCACUUGCAAUUAAUCCAGGGUUCGCCGCAGAAACUUGUGAUUAGAAAUAAAACUAUUUUGAUAUAAACAUUUACUUGUGCAAUUUAUAAAAAUAAUUUGGGAGAUCAAAUUCGUAGAUAAGUGAGUUGAAAAAUUGUCCAAAUUGAGUAAGACGACAAUUGCGAUUGACUUCCAACGAUUGUAAACGGUAAACUUUUCGUUUGUGUCGUUGCAAACUGAACGUUCUCACAUACCUUUUACGUUGUUAUCUAAAUGUUAUCUAAAUAAAUUGAUCAAGAGCUAUGUAUAACAUUCACAUUCCACAUCAUUGAGUUAACGUUGAGUAAGCGCAACUGUGAGCUUGGAAUUUACAAUUUUCGAAGCAAAUUCUGUUGAUAUUUUUAACUUACCGUGUUACCCCUUAUUUCGUCCAUCGUAAAUCUCAUUGUAAAGGCACGUUUUGCAAAAUUUAGGUAUGUAUAUUAUCGAUGCAAGGAACAUUAAAAAGUAACACGAAUAUAUCAUCAAGUAGACUCACUGGUGAGGUGAAACACUAUGCAGGUGCUACUACAACGUUUAAUACUCUAAAGGUAGUACCAUAAAGUGUCAAUAUCAUGCGCUAUUUAGUCAAAAUUAAGUAAUUCCUGUAAAUGCUAAAAUUAUUGAUGUAUAUUAGAAUAACGAACUCUCUUAUUAAAACAAUAAUAUUUAUUAAGUACA
Vollenhovia emeryi is the source of this 2062-nucleotide messenger RNA. It is a transcript of the gene SCCRO4, whose product is annotated as DCN1-like protein 5. Gene Ontology annotation, biological process: protein neddylation; positive regulation of ubiquitin-protein transferase activity. The record is from RefSeq and is a predicted model, not a curated record. The coding region runs from base 321 to 1112 and encodes 263 amino acids. Gene Ontology annotation, cellular component: ubiquitin ligase complex. The transcript is spliced from 5 exons. Gene Ontology annotation, molecular function: cullin family protein binding; ubiquitin conjugating enzyme binding; ubiquitin-like protein binding. NCBI's taxonomy places the organism in Eukaryota, Metazoa, Arthropoda, Insecta, Hymenoptera, Formicidae.